Messenger RNA from Kalmanozyma brasiliensis GHG001, 3567 nucleotides. Its product is annotated as Kinesin, motor domain protein. Gene Ontology annotation, molecular function: microtubule binding; ATP binding; plus-end-directed microtubule motor activity. Gene Ontology annotation, cellular component: nucleus; spindle microtubule. Gene Ontology annotation, biological process: microtubule-based movement; mitotic spindle assembly. Lineage: Eukaryota; Fungi; Basidiomycota; Ustilaginomycetes; Ustilaginales. The coding region runs from base 1 to 3567 and encodes 1188 amino acids. The record is from RefSeq and is a predicted model, not a curated record. The transcript has a single exon.
AUGUCGGGCUCCUCUCAGCUUCGACGUCAGCCGUCGUCUUCCAAUCUCACCCGCCCAGUUCAACCGCGAUCCAGGGCACCCAGCGUAGCACCGCCCGUAUCGUCCGCAGGUGCAGCUCGACGCUUGACUGUCAACGGACCCGCACAACCAGCAUCUCGCUCGGUCUCGUCUUCCAGCACCAACGAUGCUGACAAGAAGCGCUCCGAGGCAGGCGAGUCCAACAUCCAAGUCGUCGUUCGUGUACGAGGUCAAGCUCCUCACGAGCCAAAACGUACAACUCCCGGCAUCCUCACGACAUCAGGUCCGAGAUGUCAGCAGAUCGAUGUAGCGAUCGAGCCGCCCCCCGUCUCUUCUACCUCGGUCAUGGCUUCGUCCUCCAACCUCGUACAGGAGUCCUCCACACGCCAAAAGAGCUACCAUUUCGAUCAGGUCUUUGGUCCCGAGGCAGAUCAGGGAAUGGUCUACCAGGAUGUCGUCGGUCCCAUUCUCGAGGAGGUCAUGUCCGGCUACAACUGCACCAUCUUUGCUUACGGUCAGACCGGCACCGGCAAGACGCACACAAUGGAAGGCGACCUUACUUCUCAGAUGGGUACCUACAGCUCCGAGGCUGGUAUCAUCCCCCGGUCGCUCUAUCGACUCUUUCACACCCUCGAGCUGUCCAAAGAGGACUAUUCAGUCAAAGCAACUUUCAUCGAGCUGUACAACGAAGAGCUCCGCGACCUUCUCAGCCUCGAGCCUUCAGCUUCCGAAGCCUCUUCCAAAGAUGCGCCGCAUGGGCUUCGAAUGUACGAUGACGCGCGAGGCAAAGGCAUCGUAAUUCAGGGUCUCGAAGAAGUUGCGCUCAAAGACGCUGCUCACGGUCUCUCGGUGCUCAGACGUGGGAGUCAAAAGAGGCAGAUCGCGGCGACAAACUGCAACGAGCAGUCGAGUCGUUCCCACGGUGUCUUCACCAUGACUGUUUUCAUCAAGGACAAGGGCUCUCGCGGCGAGGAUGUCCUCAAGAUCGGCAAGCUCAAUCUCGUUGACUUGGCAGGCUCCGAAAACAUCGGUCGGUCCGGUGCAGAGAACAAGCGCGCCAGAGAAGCGGGGAUGAUCAAUCAGAGUCUACUCACCCUCGGACGUGUCAUCAACGCUCUGGUCGAGAAGAACAGUCACAUCCCGUACCGCGAGUCCAAACUCACUCGUCUCUUGCAAGAGUCUCUCGGCGGUCGAACCAAAACAUGCAUCAUCGCCACAGUCUCGCAAGAACGGGCCAACAUCGAGGAAACUCUUUCAACGCUCGACUACGCUCUGCGCGCCAAGUCCAUCAAGAAUCGCCCCGAGCUCAAUACCCGCAUGACUCGCUCCGCGCUCAUCAAAGAGUACGUCUUCGAGAUCGAGCGUCUCAAGGGUGACCUCCAGGCAUCCCGUGAUCAGAAUGGCAUCUACCUGACUGAGGACUCGUGGAAGACGAUGCACUCCGAGCACGAGGAGCGCAAGACACUCGCCGAGACGCUCAAACGCAACGCCGAAGUUACCGAGAGCAAGCUGAACAGCCUCAAGGAGCAGUUCGAGCAAAACAUGCAGCUCCUCGUCAAGCGCGACAACGAGGUCAAGGCGGCAAAGACCGAGUGCGCAGACAAGGUCGCCGAGCUCGAAGCCAUGAUCGCCAAAGCUGCCUCGCUCGAGCUCACUGUUGACCAAGAGAUUGCGCUCCGCAAAGCCUACAUGGCUAGCGAGGCGCACCUCAACCAGACCGCUACCUCGCUCGCCGAUCUCGUGCAGCAGAGCACCGCCGAUGUCCAGGCCCUCUUUGACAAGCUCGAGAGGAAGACAGCCGUCGAGCAGGCCAAUCGUGCUCUGGUCGCCGAAUGCAGAAACGCGGUCUCGCAAAGGGCCGGGCAGCUCCAGUCGAGUUUGGCGAACUUCCACUCGGCGGAAGGUCAAUUUCAUUCCACACUCAAAUCAAGUCUCGACACCCUUAUCAGUGGAACAGAAACCCGCCACGAAGAGCAGCAGCAGUUCCUGCAGGCACGACUCAAAAAGAUUUCAACCUCUCUCCGCGAAGUUCGAUCGGGGCAGAUGGAGUCCAAGGAUGUUCUCACCGCGCUGCUCGGCGAGCUCGAUGCCACGGUCAACGAGAUGCAGGCUUCAAGCGAGGCAAGUCUCGGCUCGCUCAAACAGACUUGCAGAGGCGCGAUCAACGAUGUUGUCUUGGCCAACACGCAGCGUUUCGCCCAGGUUGCUGCGUCGCUGGACUCAAUGGUCCAGUCUCACGUCGCCACGUUGAAAGAUGUGACAGAGAUCAAUCGAUCGAGUCAGGAUCAGAUCGCCCAGAUCAAGGCAGCGGCCCAGGACGCCAAUGCUCAAGAGUUGGCGCGGUUGAGGCAACAGAACGCAUUAUUGACAGCGACGGUGGACGAAAUGAAGCGCAGCAACGUCUCGCUCAAGGCUGACCUCAUGGCCGACUUCGGCAAGCUCCUGACCCGAUUCACGGAUCAACAAGAGUCGGCGGUUUCCGCCUCAAUUGGCUCUGCCCAGGCGGUCGUCUCGGCCUCGGUCCUUGCCGUGGAGGCUCAAGCCGCUGAACAAUCGACACAACUGGAAUCCCUCUCUGCUGCAGCAACCGAGGUGGCCAUCCAGCUGGAGCGCUCGCAAACCUCGCUCGUCGAGCAAGCCAGUGUCACCAGCCAAGACGUCACCCAGGCCAGCAGCGAGCUGGGCGCCAAGAUGGAUGCUUUCGCCUCUGCCAUCGAAGACGAUCUCUCUUCGACUCACACCACCACUGCGCGUGGGCACGAAGAGAUCUCCUCGCUCACCAACAAGGCACGCGAAGAGAUUGAAUCGCGCACCAAAGCUCAGUCGGCCAAGAUCAAGGCGGGCAACACCAAGCUCACCGAGACGUUCGACUCGAUCACUUCCAACCUCCAGACCUCGGCGCAGGACAUGGCUGCCAUUGUCAAGCAAGUCAGCGGCGUUCUGGACGAGAGGCAAGACGAGGUCAACGCCUGGAGCGAGCAGAUGGGCGGGGGCCUCAAGGGCUUGUCUUCGGACUCUAAUACCUUGUUGGCGGGCAAAUUCAAGGAGGACAAGAGCACCGGUCACACGCCGCAGAAGAAGGCGUGGAAGCUGCCAGGAAGGUGGAACCUCGUCCCUGCGAAUCGCGAGGACGCGAUUGAAGCCGGGAGGCAGGUGGCCGACACGCUGCUCUCUUCCGCCACCACCAUGGACGACGUGCCCAGCUCUGACGUGGCAUUCGAGCCAUCCUCGGAAGCUGACGUCGAUGCAGCAGCUGCACCUUCGGCAGACGCGAGCGUCGAAGCGCACGAGACCGUGACACUGCACGCACCCACAUCGCCACCCGCCCCAGCACACGUCGAGACAUCACAAGAGUUGCCGACCAGGACAGCCACUCGACCGCUGCGAGAACUUCCCUUCGGCCACUCCAACCUGCCCAUCUCAACGUCUAAUGAAGACUUGGCUCCCAUCAAGGCCAUCGAAUCGGUGACGGCGCUGCCGAAAUCCAGAGCCGCCAAGAACAAGCUCGCUGCCACUGCUCUGCCUGUGAGCAAGCGCGCGAGAUCGUAG